AAAGUCCGCACCACAUUGUUUUCAUUGUUUGAACUUUGGAGUUUUGGAAACAGGAAGAUUAGAAACAUCUUCCUCUGAAGUUGUUUUUUUUUUCUUUCUUCUCUUUCAGGGCCGUCAUAUUUUACAAGGGGGGGCGUGGUGUGUUCUUCUCUACCUCCGUUUCCCUCCAGUGCAGCUCAUUCACAGACCUGUUCUCUGCUGGAGCAGCACGACAGCUGAGACAUGAGCGGACGAGUCGGAGACUUGAGCCCGAAACAGGCUGAGAUUUUAACCGAGUUUCGGGGGAGGAUCCAGGACAUCCUCCCCAACCUGCCCGCACAGCAUGACCACUACCUCCUCCGCUGGCUCAGAGCCCGAAGCUUCAAUGUUCAGAAAGCUGAAGCCAUGAUCAGAAAGCACGUGGAGUUCAGGAGGCAGAUGAGAGUCGAUACCAUCAUCACCGACUGGAAACCUCCGGAGGUGAUUGAGAAGUACGUGUCUGGAGGGAUGUGCGGUUACGACAAAGAGGGAAGUCCCAUCUGGUACGACGUGAUCGGCCCUCUGGAUCCUAAGGGUCUGCUGCUGUCGGCCACCAAGCAGGACUUCAUGAAGACCAAAAUCAGACACACAGAGAUGCUGCGACGGGAGUGUGAGAGGCAGUCUGAGAAGUUGGGGAAGAACAUUGAAUCCAUCAGUCUGAUCUACGACUGUGAAGGACUGGGCCUGAAACACAUUUGGAAACCUGCUAUUGAGACCUAUGGAGAGAUCCUCACCAUGUUUGAAGAUAACUACCCGGAGGGGCUGAAAAGGGUGUUUCUCAUCAAAGCUCCCAAAAUGUUUCCCAUGGCCUACAACCUGAUCAAACACUUUCUGUGCGAGGAAACGCGGCGCAAGAUCAUCAUUUUAGGAAGUAACUGGCAGGAAGUGCUGCGUAAACACAUUGACCCAGAGCAGCUUCCUGUGGCGUAUGGAGGAACCCUGACUGACCCUGAUGGAGAUCCCCGCUGCAGAACCAUGAUUAAUUACGGCGGUGUAGUGCCCAGGUCGUACUAUGUUCAGGACUCUGUGAAGGUUCAGUACGACAACAGUGUGACCAUCAGCCGCGGCUCCGUCUUCCAGCUGGAGUGUGAUGUUACUGCACCCAGCAGCCUCCUGAGGUGGCAGUUUGCCAGUGAUGGAGCAGACAUCGGGUUCGGAGUGUACAGGCGGACCAAAGAGGGCGGGGCACAGAAGGUGACUGACAUGCUGCAGGUUCUGCCCAGCGAACGCUACAAUGCACACCUGGUCCCCGAGGACAGCUGCCUCACCUGUCCUGAGCCUGGAGUCUACGUGCUGUGCUUUGAUAACAGCUACAGCAUCCUUCAGUCCAAGAAGGUGAGCUACAAAGUCGAGGUUCUUCCUCCGUCCGACGCACAGACGCAGAAUCCACACAGCAGAGGAGACCGGAGGCUGCAGUGAUGGAGUCCUGAUCCCUGUUACCAUGGUGACGGCGGAAUCAGCGCUUCUGCGUCAGGGCUGGAUUCACCCUCUCUGAGGAAGUUUGUAAUCAGUGAUUAUCUGUAACUUGAUGGAAAAGCUGAGGAGCAGCGUUUCCACCACACCCAGUCUCACUGUGGUCACACCUGACAGAGAGUUUACGCUCACUUAAGUAAUCAGAUUACUCAGAGAACCCGGGCUACGUGUUAGAUUCCUCCUCUACCCACAUACUUAUUCUGGAAUCGCCACGUUUGUGUUUUAACUGAAGCUGAGAAAGACGACGCUGCUCCCUUUGAUUUUCUGAUCCGUCUGAGCAGAGUGACGGAGCGGACGGAAUAUUUUUAAUAAAAGGAAGCGCCGUGUGUACGUGGCAGAGAAAUCAGGCUUCUCUGAUCCUCUGCCCCGAUCAGAGAAGCCAGGUUUCUUCAGUCCAGAGGAGGGUUUACCGGAGAAAGCCUGUAACCUGGUUACUUAGGUGCACGUAAACGCACUGAGUGAUGUCACGGUGCACUGACGCUCUGUCCAGUACACUUCUACGUCACCGCAGCCAGGUGAGACGCUGAAACCACAGGAAGUCAGGAAAACUCCAUUCUCACAGCAGCAGUAACCUGCUGAGUCCUGUGCUGUGUGGAGAGUUACAGCAUCUAACUUUAAAUUCAGGAAAACAUGAAGGUUAUUUUAGAAAAGCUCGUUUCUGCAUCAUUUCAGCCCAGAACCACAUUAACUCUUUUUAACGUAGAAGGAUGUAAUUUAAUCUACAGACGGCGUCGUCUCGGGCCACGUGACUGAAGGUUUUGUGUUUGACAGCAGCUAAACCACUAAGAAGGACAGCACACACACACACACACACACACUUUCUCAGGCCGUUUUCUGUAUCAGGUAAUUGUACAAAUACUGUCAUAGUUUUACAGUCUGGAAAUGGAAGUUGUGUGUAUGAUGUGUUAAAUGAAGGAUGCUGAUGAGAAUCACCAGCAUGUUCUGUAUAACCAGUCGUCAUGACGACAGACUUUACAACAUGAUGUGAAACAAAAAUAAUUCUUUUUAAUUUAUGGAAACUUCAGUUAAGUUUAGUUUGUAAAUUCAUGUUGCUCGCAAUAAAGGCAGAAACUGCGUUCAUAUACAAA
Toxotes jaculatrix (banded archerfish) is the source of this 2579-nucleotide messenger RNA. It is a transcript of the gene sec14l7, whose product is annotated as SEC14-like lipid binding 7. The coding region runs from base 223 to 1437 and encodes 404 amino acids. The transcript is spliced from 13 exons. The record is from RefSeq and is a predicted model, not a curated record. Gene Ontology annotation, cellular component: cytoplasm. NCBI's taxonomy places the organism in Eukaryota, Metazoa, Chordata, Actinopteri, Toxotidae.